GAUCUGUAUUCGUGACUGUGUUGAAAGGAGUUUUUGCCUGAAGCAACACGUCUGUUAUACUCAUUUAUACCUUGUGUAAGGGGAAGAGCCUCCGCUUUCAAAGCCUUAAAGAAAUUAGUCACACAAAAUCCAUCAUUCUCCUGUUUGUCAUUUAUACGCUGGCAAACUACUUUUUGGCAUACAUCUAGAGGUCCCCCUUGUGGCUAAAAUACUUUGCAGUCUGUCAAUUAGACAGCCUCUUACAAAACUGCAUCAGGCAGUCCCUAGCCAGACAAUCGAGAAACUCACGGACCUCUGCCAGUCUUCCCAGUAGACCAUUUCUCCCUCAGCAGUAUGGCAGACUCUCUGUGCAGGCUGUGCCAUCUCCCUCCAAAGACUACUUCACAAACAGUUGAGGAGCGUGGCAAGUGGGGUAGCAAAAAGGAGUUCAUACUGUCUGUGGCUGGUGCUAUUAUUGGACUUGGAAAUGUGUGGAGAUUUCCAUAUCUCUGCUACAAGAAUGGUGGUGGUGCAUUCUUCAUUCCUUACAUCCUGUUCCUGGUGACCUGUGGCAUUCCUCUGUUUGUACUGGAGACAGCACUGGGCCAGUACACCAGUCAGGGAGGAAUCAUGUGCUGGAGGAAGGUCUGCCCCUUGUUUGAAGGCAUGGGAUACGCCAGUCAAAUUAUUAUUUUCUAUGGAAGUAUCAGCUACAUUGUGAUUUUAGCCUGGGCUUUCCUCUACCUGUUCUCUUCCUUCUCUGGUGAGCUACCAUGGGCCACCUGUAAUAACACAUGGAAUACAGAUUCUUGUGUAGUACUGAACAACUACAAUGCCACUGCUAACUGGACCUCGCCUAUAAACGCCUCAUCGUCCGUAAUAGAGUUUUGGCAACGACGGGUGCUGAAUAUAUCCACUGGCAUUGAGGUCUUGGGAAGCAUACAGUGGGAACUUUCUUUGUGUCUUCUUCUGGCCUGGAUCAUCUGCUACUUCUGCGUCUGGAAGGGAGUGAGAUCCUCGGGAAAGGCUACCUACUUCACAGCCACGUUCCCCUUCAUCAUGUUGAUGGUGCUGUUUCUCAGAGGAAUGACCCUUCCUGGAGCCCUCCAUGGUAUCAAGUACUACCUGAAACCCAAUCCUGCACGGCUCGCUGACCCGCAGGUCUGGAUGGAUGCUGGAACCCAAAUAUUUUAUUCUUAUGCCAUAUGUUUGGGGUGCCUGACUACACUUGGAAGCUACAACAAGUACAACAACAACUGUUACAGAGACUCCUUCUAUCUUUGCUUGUUGAACAGCGGGACCAGCUUCAUAUCCGGCUUUGCCAUUUUCUCAGUUCUGGGCUACAUGUCACAGAAACAAGGUGUCGACAUUCGUUCAGUUGCUGAGUCAGGCCCUGGUCUUGUGUUCAUAGUCUACCCACAAGCUGUGACCCUCCUGCCGUGGCCUCAGGUCUGGUCCGUGUGCUUCUUCGCCAUGAUCAUCUUGUUAGGAAUAGACGGUCAGUUUGCUGGGCUUGAAAGCAUCAUGACCUCUCUAACGGAUGUCUACCCUUCCCAGAUCCGAAAAGGAUAUCGCAGAGAGCUCCUCCUGCUGCUGAUCUGUGCAGUUUGCUAUGUGUUUGGCCAGUUAUUGGUGUCACAGGUGCUGAACGCUUCAGUGACAACAUCGAGGACAUGAUUGGGUAUAAACCUCUGUCACUGAUCAAAUACAGCUGGAUGUAUGGCACCC
Messenger RNA from Dicentrarchus labrax (European seabass), 1707 nucleotides. RefSeq names its product sodium- and chloride-dependent GABA transporter 2. The transcript has 11 exons. Bases 334 to 1656 code for a protein of 440 amino acids. Gene Ontology annotation, cellular component: membrane. Gene Ontology annotation, biological process: sodium ion transmembrane transport. The record is from RefSeq and is a predicted model, not a curated record. Lineage: Eukaryota; Metazoa; Chordata; Actinopteri; Moronidae.